CGGGAGUAAAUGCGGCUGGCGGAAGGGGUUAACCGGCAGGCUUUAAUUACAGUUGCGGCCAGAGGUUUUCACCCAAACAAAAAACCACCGCGCGGAAUCGGGCGUGGCUUCCAACCGAGGCUGUCGGGCCGGGGGAUCCUAUAAGAGCGGCGGGUGGACAGCGGUAACCAAACCCCCCUCACCAUCUCCACUCCCCCCAAAAACCUCCCCAAACCCCCAGAAACUCCCAUCCCGUCAAUUGCUCCACUCCUCGGCCUCCACCUCACGUCGCCGCCACCGCCACCGCCGCCGCUUGGCUUCUCAAGGUCUCCGCUUCCUCCUCGUCUUUCCACCACGCCCACGCCGCUACUGCCACCUCCCUUCCUCUCCGACCUUGUUCUUCGCGCUCUAUCUAUUCGUUUCUGCGUAUCCCCAUUCCACCACUCCUCCAGCUUCUUCUGUUCCUUCCAGCUCCAAGUACGAGUAGCACACACCGAGAGGGAGGGGAAGAAGCUCCUCUCCCUGUCCUCUCGUCGAGGAGUCACUAGUCAGCCACCGCUCGUUCUUUUUCACGGAGCUCGAAAACCGUUAGUGGUAGUACCCCGGAGUGGGCCGCGGCUGCUGCGUGCCCCUGCGCCGGUACGAACGCGGCAGGGGAGACGACGGGGCGCGGGUUUACUGCUGCUGCCUCUGCUUUCAGCUACUCAAGCUGCUGCUGCUGCUGCUCCUCCUCCUCCAUUUCCGCUCCUCUUUUUAAAGAGCCCGUCUUUACUGCGGCCACUCCUCCCUCCCUCUUCUCCUUCCAUCCCCACCGCGCCCGCCCGCCUUCCUUCCUGCUCGCCUCCCUUCCGUCCCUUUGCUCUUUAUUCCCCUGCCGAUUCGCGGCGCAGGAGGGAAUCCGCCCGCCCGGCCGCUCCGAUCGCCCUGCGGCUUCCUUUCCUGCUGGGGUCAGGGCUGCAGGGGCUGCGCUCGGUUGGGUUUCUGGUUUCACCCUUGUGCCAUCCAUCUUAAAGCCGCAGGGGUUUAACGCCCGGCCGCGGGGAGAUUUCCGUGCUGCCUGCGUGCCAUGUCGCGGUCGCGCACGGUGCGGAUCUUCUGGGACGACCCCGACCUGACGGACUCCUCCGGCGAGGAGGAAGGGUGCGGCGCCCGGAGGGUCGGCAGGAUGGUCCGGGAGCUGCCGCCCAUGGCGGUGGCCGCGGCACCCGCCGCCCCCACGCCGGAGCAGUGCAGCGCCGGGGACGGCGACCGCGGGAGGAGGCUCGGCGGCGGCGGCGGCGUCCCUGGCGCGUGCAGCGGCGGCGCGCGGCGUCGGCUGGCCAAGGGCGGCCCCGGCGCGACGAGCACCAAGUUCCGCGGCGUGCGGAGGCGGCCGUGGGGCAAGUUCGCUGCGGAGAUCCGCGACCCGUGGCGCGGCGUGCGCGUGUGGCUCGGCACCUUCGACACCGCCGAGGAGGCCGCGCGCGUCUACGACACCGCCGCCAUCCAGCUCCGCGGGCCCAACGCCACCACCAACUUCGCGGCCGCCCAGUCCGGCACCGGGGCCGCCCAGGACGCGGACCCGGACCCGGCGACCCCCGGGUAUGAGUCCGGCGCCGAGUCCUCCCCCGCGGCGUCGUCCCCGACGUCCGUGCUCCGCAAGGUCCCGUCCCUCUCCUCCCUCGCGGAGGACUACUCCAAGGACGACUCCGACGCCGCCCCGUGCGAGCCGGCCGCCGCCGAGCGCUUUAGUCUGGCCGUCCUCGAGGAGGAGGCGCUCGGCGAGUUCGUGCCCUUCGAGGACGCGCCGGUCUACGCCACCAGCGGCUUCUGGGACAUCCGGCCCGACGCGGGGUUCCUCUACGCGGAGCCGUCGUCGCCGGAGGCGUCGUGGAACACCGCCGCCUACCCCGCCUCGUCCGGCGAGGCGCCCAGCUGGGCCGCGUCGUCGCCGGCGACGCAGGAGAACGACUACUUCGAGGACCUGCGCGACCUCUUCCCGCUCCACCCGCUUCCCGCGAUUUUCUGAAACGGACGACGCGGCUUCGCUCGUUCUUCGUCUACCGGGCUGCUUCCUUUUUGGACGUCGAGAGUGUGGUGUGCCGUGCGUGCCUGCUGCCUGCGCGCACCGUGGUGUAGUACUUUGUACUCCUUUUGCCGUGCCGUGUUUUUGUCGUGUCGAUGAGUGAGAAAGCGUAACAUGCCGCCGAUGAGUACGUAGUAGAGUUUUGAGGUGCCGGUACGAGUCCGUCUACUCGCUAGUGUAUGGAGAGAAGUAUCGUAAAGUGUUUUUGCUGUGCCGUCAGAUUUGUAUGCAGCCACUGUACUUG
Molecule: messenger RNA, 2288 nt
Organism: Panicum hallii
Lineage: Eukaryota; Viridiplantae; Streptophyta; Magnoliopsida; Poales; Poaceae
Product: pathogenesis-related genes transcriptional activator PTI6-like
Exons: 1
Coding region: 1046-1987 (313 amino acids)
Biological process (GO): regulation of DNA-templated transcription
Molecular function (GO): DNA binding; DNA-binding transcription factor activity
Source: RefSeq, a predicted model, not a curated record